This is a messenger RNA of Eucalyptus grandis, 924 nucleotides long. RefSeq names its product protein PSK SIMULATOR 2. Lineage: Eukaryota; Viridiplantae; Streptophyta; Magnoliopsida; Myrtales; Myrtaceae. The transcript has a single exon. The record is from RefSeq and is a predicted model, not a curated record. Gene Ontology annotation, biological process: positive regulation of growth. The coding region runs from base 1 to 924 and encodes 307 amino acids.
AUGGGAGGUGAAAGGGUGACCGAAUCAUGGUUGGGCAAUUUCUGGCGGGGCUCGAGGUACAAGGCACAAGAGCAUGAGAAAGCCACGAUUGGGAUUUUGUCUUUCGAGGUCGUGAGCCUAAUGUCCAAAGUGGUUAAGUUAUGGCAUUGCUUGAGCGAUGUCGAGAUUCUGCGGUUGAGAGAAGAGAUGGCGAGAUCCGUGGGCAUCAGGAAGCUUGUGAGUGAAGAUGAUAGGUACAUCAUGAGUCUCGUGCUGGACGAGAUCAUCGACAAUUUCUUGUACGUGGCCAGGGCGGUGGUCAGGCUUGCGAGGAGGUGUGCCGAUCCUGUGUACCACCAAAUUAGAAGCUUCUUCGAUGACCCAAUGAACAACUACAUCAAAUGGUUUGGUUGGGAGUACAAAUGGAAGAAAAUGGACAGAAGAGUGAAGAAAAUGGAGAGGUUUAUUGCCGUCACGCUGCAGUUGACCCAAGAGCAGGAGGUGCUGGCGGAGCUUCAACAGACAGUUAGGAGGAUGAAGGCCAAUCCCACGUCGCACCACGUCAAACUGUAUGAGUUUCAGCAGAAGGCGAUGUGGCAGAUUCAGGUGGUGCGUAAUCUCCGUGAGUUGUCUCCUUGUAACAGAACUUAUGACUUUACCGUUCGGCUCCUCGCCAGAUCGCUUUUCACGAUUCUUGAGAAAAUGAUACAUGCUUUUGGGGGUGACCAAGAUAAGUUUGAAUUAGAGGAAAUCCAUCCCACUUGUUUUUCCAAGGGCCACUCCCUCUCUGCUCUAAUGUGUUGGAAAUUGGUGAUCCAUUUUCAACAAAAUCUAGAAGCUACUAGCUUAAUGAAGAAUAAACUUGAAGAUUCUCAAAUGUUGAAGAAGCUUCUGGUACUACGUGAAGAAGUCCAAGUUGAUCAAGAAAAGAGGGGCACACAAUAA